Messenger RNA from Cantharellus anzutake, 1581 nucleotides. RefSeq lists its product as uncharacterized. Bases 1 to 1581 code for a protein of 526 amino acids. The transcript is spliced from 5 exons. The record is from RefSeq and is a predicted model, not a curated record. Lineage: Eukaryota; Fungi; Basidiomycota; Agaricomycetes; Cantharellales; Hydnaceae.
AUGUCCAGUGAUGCUAUGUUUCUCUCCCACUUCUCCGAGACCACAGCCGUCGAGCCUGACCUAGUCUCGCUCUUUGAGCGUAUCCACUUCUACACUGGCAUCUCGGACGACCCUCCUCCCCUCCUCCACCGUUCCGAUCUCCUGCAGCGUCCCUUCGUCAUCCCUCGAGACAGGUUCUCCGCCAUCCCCGAGAAGACCGCUCACGGAGUCGUCCACCCGGUCCUCAAGAACAAGUUUUGGAAGGAGACCGUUGCUCCUGAGAUCAUCGCCCUGCUCAAGGAUAAGACCCGUAGUGUUCACGUCUCUACGAUGCUGCCUGUCCGCUUCUCCACCCCCGAUGAGAACGGCAAGGAUGUCCUCGAUAAACACAUCGUCCUGUGGAUCUCUGUUCAUCCUAACACCACGAAGGAGACCUCCUGCCGCGACGCCAACGCCCCCGUCCUCGCCAUUCUCGCUAAGCACGGCAUCCAGGACGCAGCCGUUCACUGGAUUGAAGGUGCUGUCGAGUCCCUGGCCGGUCCCCCUCCCAUGAUGCGCGUCGUCAGGGACACGGACCCGACCCACUGGAUCCGCCGAGCUCUGACAGCCGUCUUGGGCGUCCCCCUCGCUGCGGAGGAGUUGGCGGACAAGGAUGUGCAGGGCUCCCUCGGCGUAUACUUCCACGAGGGCAAGGACCGGCAUGGUAACAAGAGCACGAGGGACACCACGGCCGACUACGAGUCAUACACGCGUAACUGCGGUCGUCGUCGUUUCGAGCAGGUGGUCAACGAGACGCGCGCGCCCAUUGCUACGAAGCUCGGUGACGCCAAACUCUUCGCCGAGCAGCUUGCGGCACUGUCGGCGAAACCGGCAUCCGACGAGGAGGAGGCGGCGGCGGAAGACAAGUUGGACUUGGAGAGGAAGGAGGAGGACUUGAAGAGGGCGAAGGUGGACGUUGAUAUCCUGGUUGACUUCCUCAAGCUCCUCAACUCUAAUGUCUACCAGCGAAUCGUCGGGUGGCUCGAUUGGGCACCCCAAAUCGCUAACGAUCUCGACAACCGCCGCUAUACUCGAGACAUAGGCGUCAUCGCGCUUGAGGACAAGUUCCUGAAGGGCUUCAAAGGCAACUAUGUCUAUCUCGCUGGCAAGUUCACCCGCGACGAGAUUGUUUCGUUCUUCUACCCCAAUGCCACUAACCCACCAUCCUUCGAGUACCCAAAAGAUCACUUCUUCAGGAUUUCCGAUUGUCAAGGCAACCCGUGCUUCAUCGUGGCCAAGAAUGGGCAGACGACUGAUCUCACCUUUGGUCGCUUCUCCGGGUUGGAAGCUUACACGUGUGACGAGUUCGAGCACGAUUCGUGGGAGGUCGCUGUCCUCAACUUUAACAGAGAGCACGGCAACUUUUCUGACCAUGGCGACUCUGGCGCAUGCAUCUUCGACGCCAAAGGCAAGAUGGUCGCGAUCUUGCAUUCCGGCAUGCCCAGGGGAACGUCCAGCCACGUCACGUUUGGCACUCCUGCUCACUACGUCGUCGAUCUCGUCAGGGAACGCUACCCCCAUGCCGAUUUUGACCGCCUCAAGUUCGCCGAAACCGCAGCUUGA